AUGACGCUGUGGACGUUCACGCAGUCCGUCCUUCUCGUCCUGAACGCGUUCGCGAUACUGAACGAGCGACGAUUCUUGGAGAAGGUUGGACUCGGGCAGAGCGGGAUCCACUCCGGCUACGUCAGCAGCACGUCGCCCAGGGGGCAGCUCAUAGGGUUGAUAACCGCGACGUCGUACAUGCGAAGUGCGUCGUCGCGUCGUCGCGUCCGUCCUUCGCCGCGCGCGCGGCCCCGCCCCGCCCGCGCCUCGUCGUCGUCGUCGUCGUCGUCGUCGUCGUCUCUGACCUUCCGCCCGCCCCGCGCCCCCCCCCGACUCCCGUCGCAGUGCCGCUGGUCGUGUUGA
Micromonas pusilla CCMP1545 is the source of this 342-nucleotide messenger RNA. RefSeq lists its product as uncharacterized. The coding region runs from base 1 to 342 and encodes 113 amino acids. Gene Ontology annotation, cellular component: endoplasmic reticulum membrane; Golgi membrane; COPII-coated ER to Golgi transport vesicle. The transcript has a single exon. Gene Ontology annotation, biological process: endoplasmic reticulum to Golgi vesicle-mediated transport. The record is from RefSeq and is a predicted model, not a curated record. NCBI's taxonomy places the organism in Eukaryota, Viridiplantae, Chlorophyta, Mamiellophyceae, Mamiellales, Mamiellaceae.